This is a messenger RNA of Nakaseomyces glabratus, 2334 nucleotides long. It is a transcript of the gene COG3, whose product is annotated as Golgi transport complex subunit COG3. Gene Ontology annotation, biological process: intra-Golgi vesicle-mediated transport; intracellular protein transport; Golgi organization. The record is from RefSeq and is a predicted model, not a curated record. Gene Ontology annotation, cellular component: COG complex; membrane; cis-Golgi network. Lineage: Eukaryota; Fungi; Ascomycota; Saccharomycetes; Saccharomycetales; Saccharomycetaceae.
AUGGUCCGGCCUAGGAGACCUUCGUUGGUGGAGGACAUAGCGUCUCAGCCUGGGUUUGAGAGCAGCAGUAGCCAGGAGAAUAGUAAAUUUGGUGCAUUGUUUGCGGAUAGCUAUCUGCUCCAGAAAUUGGAAGCAUUGAGUGUUGAGCUGCAGAAAAACAAGGACAAUGUUGAAAUGCCAAAGUAUGACUUGUCCUCGCAGCCGACCAGCAAGUCGUCUGUGGAUGAUAACGACCCCUAUAUCACAUACAGAAAGUAUAUACAGCAAUUGGAUCAUAGUAUUGAAGGGUUCCAGAAGGUUGUCCAGAAGACGGAGGAAGUCAAUGGUAAAUUGGGCGAUGGACUGGACCAAUUCGUUAAUAUCUCAAAGAGAGCCGAUGGUUUUGUUGAUGAGACUAGAGAAAUUCAUGAGAAGAGAGACAAAUUGGAAGCUCAGAAUAGAUUAGUUCCCGAGCAAUUAAAAUACUUUGAGGCCCUAGACCCAAUUAUCCGUCGUUUGAAUCAUGCAACGUCCCCUUCGAUUGUAAGAAAGGAGUCAUUCAAGAAUAUGAUGGUCAAGAUUGAUAACUCAUUGGAAUAUUUGCACGAACACUCUGAUUUCAAAGAAGCAGAGACUUAUAGAAUUAAGUUUAAACAAUGUUUGAUUAGAUGUUGUGAUCUUAUUGUUCAUCAUUUAAAUUCUAUUGUUAAUAGGAUAUGCACUGAAAUCACAGAUGGCUUACAAAAUAAUAAGGAGAUAUCAGAAACUACUAGAGAGGUUCUGUUAUACAACAAAUUUGCCUCAAUUUCCGAAGAAUACACGAGUGAGAUCAAGUGCAUUAUAGAGAGACGUCAUAUGAGCACCUAUACUAGAUAUCGCGAUGAAUUGGAUUCAUUGUUAAAUGAGUGCUAUAAUCAUUAUUUCCAAGCGAGAAAGUCGUUAUUAGAUUCCAUUAUCAAAAAUAAACUGAAUGAAAUUUAUAAGUCAGAAGAACACAUACAAACAAGAAAAUUCAUAAGUGCCGAGAAAGACUUCUUUCAACAGUUGGCAGAGAAUGAGUAUCAUUUGUUUGUGAAAUUUUUCCCUGGUCCAGAGUCUAAGGAGCGUGGUAAUAAAUGGCUGAUUCAACUCUGUGAUCCAUUUUAUGAUUCUGUGAAGGCUAAACUUCUUAGAGAAAAUGAUAUUUUAACUAUUCGUGAUUGCAUUUUACUAUUCACUCAAUAUUACGAAUUUGAAGAAGAUUACGAAGAGUAUGAAAAUAUAUUUAAGGAUGUAUACUAUGACAAAUUAUUUGAGCCUGUGCUGCAAAAAUUACAAUCGAGAUUAAUCUUUAGAGCCCAGAAGUAUAUUGAUGAGGCCAUUGUAAAGUAUAAACCACCUAAGGGUGCGCCAAUGAUUACCAAUAGAAAAACAUCUGCAAAAUUGGAGUCUGAAGAAGAGAUGGUUGGAAUAUAUAUUGACGACUUGAAAAAUAGUGAAGUCAUCUCUCUACCAGAAACUGACUCGGAAGAGGAUGCGACAGAUAUUAUCUUGUCGACCUACUAUAUACCAAUUAUCAGAGCACUAGCUCUACUAUCAACGAUUUAUGAGAUGAUCAACACUGUGGUAUUUGAUGAUUUGGCACAUCAUGUUGUUAGAGACUGUCUGGUAUCUAUUGGAGAAGCAUUUAACCUACUAACAAGUGGAGAUGAUGUCAAUCUGGUUGAGUACUCACUGUCAUACCUAAGAAAUUUAUUGUUUCUGCGUGACCAGCUUCAAACUUUCAAUAUACAAUAUACUGUGAAUGAAACCUUUCUUGAUUUCUCAGCAGUUGGGUCGUUGUUCAGAAGAUCAAGUUCAAAUCUUGUCAGAGAAGAACUUCCAAAACCUGAUAUGGGAAGAAGGAACUCACAGCGUAUAUUAAGUGCUGCAAGAAAUCUGAUUCCAAAACUUGUUGUUAAUACUGUCGACUCGGGAUCAGAACUUGUUGAAGCUUUAAGAUUUGCAAUCAGAUCUUUUACUGAUAGAGCUUCAAAAAUACUAACACAAGAUUAUAUGAAGAUCUCGGACAUUGAAAUAGAAGAUAUUCUGGGUGAUAACGUGAAAUUAAGAACCUCUAUAGACACAAAUCUCCCUCGGGUUGUGCAAUUGAUCCAUGACUAUAUCUCGGACGAUGAAAUCGUCGAGAAUUUAUUGGAUGCCUUAAAAGAAGCUAUUCAAAUACAAUACCAAAAUUAUUACGACGAGCUUAAUAAUUUGGUUGAAAAUGGGAAAGUGGAAAAUGGUAAAGUAUUAGAGGUCAUGUAUCCUGAUACAUUCUCCGAGUAUUUGGCAACCUCAAUUAAGAAAGAGGUAGAAAUUCUUGAAAACAAGUAA